AUGGCAGUUCCUCCCUGGCAGCGUGGCUGGUUCCACACAGCCUUCGACAAGCCUGAGAGGGGGUCUGACCUGUUUUCCGGCUCCAAAAUGCCAUGCCCUGGGUCCAGUGUGCUGGCGCUUGGGGAUGGAGACCAAGCACUGUGCCUCGUAGAGCCCGGCUUCCCUCCAGCAGCGCCUGAUUGUCAGCUGGCCGCCGGCACCUGUGAGAUUGUGACCCUGGACCGGGACAGCAGCCAGCCUCGGAGGACGAUCGCCCGGCAGACCGCCCGCUGUGCGUGUAGAAAGGGGCAGAUCGCCGGCACCACGAGAGCCCGGCCCGCCUGUGUGGACGCAAGAAUUAUCAAGACCAAGCAGUGGUGUGACAUGCUUCCGUGUCUGGAGGGGGAAGGCUGCGACUUGCUAAUCAACCGGUCAGGCUGGACGUGCACGCAGCCCGGCGGGAGGAUAAAGACCACUACGGUACGUGGCCCUUGGCUUUCUCGUGUGUGUGCUGGGGAGGGGGCAUGUGCAGGCCUCCGAGGCCACCCUGGCUCCGAGGGGACGGGUGGCAGCUGCUCACCUUGUCCUCGUGCAGAGAAGCCAGGACCCCACCUCCCUCUCUGGGGCUGAAUUCCUGACCAUCUGUCCUGGGGCGGAGGGUUCAUGAGUACAUGGGGGCUGAGAGCUGGAUAAAGAACCACCUGCAAGGCUGGUCAGCCCAGAAGUCAGAUCACAGACCAGGCCCCGAAAUCCGUUGGUUAGAGCCAUCUUGUUUCCGGGACUGAUGUGCCCGUGACUCCCGGUUGGAGGAGGCGUCCGCCCCUCCUGAGGAUGAACUUCUGAUAACUCCCCCAGGGAACAGGGAGCUUCUGCAGAGACGGAGCCGGGUGCGGGUUCCGUCCAGGUGUGCUCCUUCCAUCCCUGGGCCUGGCCUAGUGGCUGCUCACACCAGAGACCCGGAGGG
This is a messenger RNA of Macaca mulatta (Rhesus monkey), 943 nucleotides long. The record is from RefSeq and is a predicted model, not a curated record. Lineage: Eukaryota; Metazoa; Chordata; Mammalia; Primates; Cercopithecidae.